Molecule: messenger RNA, 3975 nt
Organism: Xenopus laevis (African clawed frog)
Lineage: Eukaryota; Metazoa; Chordata; Amphibia; Anura; Pipidae
Product: ephrin type-A receptor 3
Exons: 19
Coding region: 83-3142 (1019 amino acids)
Source: RefSeq, a predicted model, not a curated record
UCCACCUCACUCCCUCCCUCUCCCUCUCUCGCUGCUCUCUCUAUAGCUCUGUAAGUUUCUUCUUUCUGCCCAUAGCCUCGAUAUGUCUUUCUGGUGGAUUUAUCUUGCCCUGCUCACUCUCGCCUUCUCACAUAAUACCCAGGCUCUCAGGACAUACCCAUCCAAUGAAGUCUUGACGUCUGAUGCAUUGCACCCCUGUGUUCAAUCAUCAUGCUCAGUCACUUUACUGGACUCAAUGUCUGCAAUUGGAGAUCUGGGAUGGGUAGCCUAUCCCCCAGAUGGGUGGGAAGAGAUCAGUGUAAUGGAUGAAAGAAAUACACCUAUGAGAACAUAUCAAGUGUGCAAUGUUUUGGAGGUCAGUCAAAAUAACUGGCUAAGAACCAGCUGGAUCCCAAGAGGAAAUGCUCAGCGUGUGUACAUUGAAAUAAAGUUCACUUUACGUGACUGCAACAGCCUCCCUGGGGUUUCAGGUACAUGUAAGGAGACCUUCAACAUGUACUACUAUGAAUCUAAUAACAGCAACUUGAAGUUUAUUAAAGAAAACCAAUAUGUCAAAAUUGACACCAUAGCAGCAGAUGAGAGCUUUACCCAGGUGGACGUUGGAGACAGAGUCAUGAAACUGAACACAGAAGUGAGAGACAUCAGUAACUUGUACAAGAAAGGUUUCUAUUUGGCCUUCCAAGAUGUUGGAGCUUGCAUUGCAUUAGUUUCCGUUAGGGUGUUUUAUAAAAAGUGUCCCAUGACUAUACGUAACCUUGCCCUGUUCCCGGAUACUGUUACUGGUGGAGACUCUGCCCUGGUGGAAGUUAAGGGAUCAUGUGUAAAUAACUCUGUGGAAUUUGAUGUACCUAAAAUGUACUGUAGCGCUGAUGGAGGAUGGUUAGUACCUAUUGGCCGGUGUGCCUGCAAGCCUGGCUAUGAAGAGAAGAGAGAAGCAUGCAUACCCUGCCGCCCUGGUUUCUACAAAGCUCUGCUGACUGACACCUACUGUACAAAGUGCCCUCCUCGAAGCUCCUCUCUACAAGAUAGUGCCGCUGAAUGUGCAUGUGAUAAAAACUUCUACAGAGCAGAGUCUGAUCCAAAAUCAGCAGCAUGUACAAAGCCACCAUCUGCUCCAGAUAAUCCAGUUAUCACUGUCAACGAGACAUCCGUCAUCAUGGAUUGGAGCCCUCCUGACAACACCGGAGGGAGACUGGACGUUUCAUAUAACAUACAUUGCCGAAGGUGCUAUGCAGAAAUGCAGAAAUGCAGCCCUUGUGGCAGUGGGAUCCAUUAUAUUCCAAGGCAGUUUGGUCUGGACCUUCCUAGAGUUCUUAUCACAGACCUGCUUCCUUAUACCAACUACACAUUUGACAUUGAGGCUGUGAAUGGGGUAUCUGAGCUGAGUUCUGGCCCUAAACAGUUCAUUUCUGUCAAUGUUACGACAAGUCAAGUAGUAAAUGUGAUCCUAAAGGAAAGGAAGAGCAAAGACAGCGUGACUUUGGCUUUCCAAGCUCCAGAAAAGUCCAGUGACAUGGUGGUGGAAUAUGAAGUCAUUUAUUAUGAAAAGUAUCAAAAGGACCAGAAUUACACAGUAUUAAAAACACGAUCUAGUUCCAUGACUGUGGAUGGCCUGAAACCCGGAACUAUUUACAUCUUCAGAGUAAAAGCUCACACUCUUGGUGGCCAAGGAAUAUACGGAGGGGAAAUAGAGUUGGAGACAAGCACAGAAGACAUGGUCGCCAUUGCCGAUGUGGGUCACAUCACAAUACUUGCUAUCACUGUGGCUGGAGGACUGAUUUUACUUAUUUUCCUGGUGACCUGUUUCUUUCUCAGUGGAAGAUCCGUUUAUAUGCGUUCCUGCUGCGGUUCUAACCCACCUCACCCUGAUCCAAAAAAGAACCGUGGGUACGAGCCCUUAAAGAUACAUUGUGGUUAUAUUAAAGCCAAACAAGACCCAGAUGAAGACAAGAUGCAGUUUCAGCACGGAAGAGUAAAGUUGCCGGGGAGUAGGACCUACAUUCACCCUCACACCUAUGAAGAUCCUAACCAGGCUGUACGGGACUUUGCAAAAGAAAUUGAUGCAUCUGCUAUUGGGAUUGAGAGAGUCAUAGGUGCUGGGGAGUUUGGAGAAGUGUGCAGCGGGCACUUGCGAUUGCCCAGUAAGAGAGACAUUUGUGUGGCUAUUAAGAGCCUAAAAGCUGGGUACUCUGAGAAACAACGCCGAGACUUUCUGGGAGAGGCAAGCAUCAUGGGACAGUUUGAUCACCCCAAUAUUAUCCGUCUGGAAGGUGUCGUCACUAAGUGUAAACCAGUGAUGAUUAUAACCGAAUUUAUGGAAAAUGGCUCUUUGGAUACCUUCCUAAAGAAGCAUGACGGCCAAUUCACCGUGAUUCAGUUAGUAGGGAUGCUGCGAGGCAUAGCUUCUGGUAUGAAAUACUUAUCUGACAUGAACUAUGUCCACAGAGAUCUGGCUGCUAGAAAUAUUUUGGUCAACAGCAACCUGGUAUGCAAAGUCUCUGACUUUGGCCUUUCUCGAGUCCUGGAGGAUGAUCCUGAAGCAGCAUACACCACAAGGGGGGGUAAAAUUCCCAUCCGAUGGACAGCGCCGGAAGCCAUCGCUUACAGAAAGUUUACGUCAGCGAGUGAUGUGUGGAGUUAUGGAAUUGUCAUGUGGGAGGUGAUAUCAUAUGGUGAACGACCCUACUGGGAAAUGUCCAACCAAGAUGUAAUAAAAGCAAUAGAUGAAGGAUACCGGCUUCCUCCUCCUAUGGACUGCCCAGUGGUGUUGCAUCAGCUUAUGUUAGACUGCUGGCAAAAAUGUCGAAGUGACCGGCCUAAGUUUGGUCAAAUUGUUAAUAUUCUGGACAAAUAUAUAAGGAGCCCAAGUUGUCUGAAUGAACUUGCCAACAGCUCUACGUGGCAGGACCCGAGUAUGCACGAUUCAUUGCCAGUCACUACUGUUGAACAGUGGCUUGAAGCCAUCAAGAUGAGCCAGUACAUAGAUAACUUCACAAUGGCAGGCUAUGUGACUCUAGAAUCAGUGCUAUACUUAAGCAGCAACGAGCUGAGCAAAAUGGGAAUCGCAUUAGCUGGGCAUCAGAAGAAAAUUCUUGCCAGCACACAGAAUCUUCAGGUCCUAGGGACCCACCUGCAAAUCUGACCACCUUGAGGAUUUUUAGUGUCUUUGAUGCUCACCAGGAAUCUUCUCGGCCCUACCAGAAGCAGUAUAUUCAGACUUGACUACUGUGUUCCUGUUUCAUCUUCCAAUAGCAAAAAUUACUGCAGGGAAUGAUCCGUUCAUCCAGCCAGCUUCACAAAGGGCAAUUAAAACGCAACAAUAGUCUAAAGAUUUGACUAUGGUGCCUUUGGAAUGGUGUUUUGGAUCAAGAGCAUCCAUGGAAACUAAAAGCAACAGUAUGGCCGUUAACUGUACAAAGACAUGGAAAGUAUCAGUGACAAAGACUAUGAUUUGAUGACACAGCAUUUUGUACAUUAUGAGAAUUAGAUAUUGUGGGACAAAUUUGAACCCAUGUUGACUUGUGAAACAGACAAAAGACAGAUCUCAUGUUCAUAGACGCUGCUGACUUUGGUUGGACAUGGUGUUGUUUUUCAGCUAUUGCGUAGGUGGCCAGUUAAGAAAAAGAUGUCUUUGGUAUGUAGAAUGCCUUCAGAAUUUCAUUGAACCCACUUCAUGUGCACUGAGAAGACAAUGAAAGAAUAUCUGUCCAUUGUCAUCUUGUAUUCCAUCUUCAGACACGAUUGUUUGUCCCAAGCAUCGCUGCCUCCAGCUCUUAAAGGAAAUGCAUACACUGCAUUAUAUAUGUGUGUAUUUAUGAAGAAAAAAUAUGUAUAUUUUGAUUUUCAUAUCCCAGGUCUGUAGCCAUCACAUUUAUGAUUGCUCACAAUGCAUUGUCCAGAGAAACUGUAAAUUCCAUGUAGCAUUUGUAUUGCUUUGAUAGCAGUGUCUUUAAAUAAAUGGAGCCACAUAACACA